Rotaria socialis is the source of this 993-nucleotide messenger RNA. Lineage: Eukaryota; Metazoa; Rotifera; Eurotatoria; Philodinida; Philodinidae. The record is from the annotation of a GenBank genome assembly.
AUGUCUAUUGUGAAAUCAUCCAAAAACAAGAACCAUCUUCUGUUAGAUGGAUUUCGUUAUCGUAGCGCCAAUAAAUCUGAAUCGAUUUGGCGCUGCUACAAAAAUAGCAGUGCUGGGCGUGUACGUUUUGAUAGUUUGCAAUAUCUAAAGGUAACAGAUCAUGUUCAUGCGCCAUGUCCAGAAGAAUCAAUUGCUAUAGAGUUUAAGUCAAAGAUUGUGGAUAGUGCAGUAGCAUCGUACUAUCCACCUAGACGUAUAAUUAAUGAAGCUUUAACAAUAGUUAGUAAAGAAAAUGGAGUAGCUGUUCCAAGUUAUACAUCAUCACAACGUACUAUUGAAAGAAAAAGAAGAAAAAAAGAUUUACCUUUACCAAGACCAAAAUCAUUUGGUGAAAUAAUGAUUUCCGAUGAACUCAAAAAACCAAUGAUCGCACCACAAUUAUUUGAACAGCUGUACGUGAUACAUGGUUAUAUAUAUGGUCGGACACUUCCAUUGGUCUAUUGUAUGAUUGCAGGAACAGCUGAAGUUUUAUAUAAUGAAGUUUUUGACGUGAUCUUAAAGCAUGUAUCUGGUCGACCAAAAACAAUUACUAUUGAUUUUGAGAAGGCUAUUGAAAACGUGAGUCUUGGUUUACAACAAUCUUUUGUCGAUGGCCCAUUACGACGAUGUUUAAAAAAUUUUGGUUCUUUGGCAUUCGUGCCUGUACCAUUCGUUAUUGUUGAAUUCGAAAAAAUUCAAGAAUCUGCUCCUGAUUUAAUAAAUAAUACGAAUUUUGUUUUACUUGAGAUAAUUUUAUCACAUGCCCCCAUGUAUGUUUUAGAUUUUGUUGAUUGCUUCGAAGAUACAUUUGUUGGUCGUGUCAUUCGUAAUAACCGUCGCCGUGCUCCACGUUUUUCACGUUUAGAUGAAGAACUUCCACGAACAAAUAAUUCAUCAGAGGGAUGGAAUCGAGCCAUCAAACUCGUGAAAAUCCUUCAAUAUAUGAACCAAUAG